AUGUUCAAAGUGAUCGUUCUCGGUUUGUGCAUCGCCGCUGCAACGGCAGCCAGCAUUGGCGAUAGCAAGAAUUCUCGGAUAGUUGGUGGUGUCGAUGCAUUACCAAACGAGUAUCCAUACGUUGUGACGAUCCAGCGAAAUUUCGUCCUCUGGUCUAGCCACGUUUGCGGAGGCAGUAUCCUGAAUGGUUUCCACGUACUCUCUUCCGCAAGCUGUUUCUUCAACAACCUAAGCGCUAGAUAUCGAGUCCAAGCAGGAAAACUGAGGUUGAAUGCGGUCGAAGCAACAGAGCAGACAAUCAACGUCCAGCGAAUCACAAUACAUCCUGGUUACAAUGGUGGUAUCAGCUCCUAUGAUAUUUCCAUCCUCCGUUUGGCAUCACCCUUCGGUUUCACUAGCAGCAUUCAGCCGGUCGCACUGCCAACGAUCGACUCCAUUCCUAGUGGCGUCGUACGUACCGCUGGAUGGGGUUCCACAUCGUUGGGUCUGCUGCCCAGUAUGCCCAAUCAUCUACAGCAGACUCGACUAGCCGUUGUUCCGAAUCUGGAGUGCCAAAUCCUACUGGGAGGACCGGGCAUCGGACCGAUUACCGAAAAUGACGUUUGUUUGGGUCCGCUAACCGGUGGAAUUAGUACCUGCGACGGUGAUUCCGGCAAUCCAGUCGUACAAGUAGUUGGACAGCAAAACGUCCAGGUUGGAGUAACCUCCUGGUACGUGCGGCCAUGCGGCUAUGCUGGAAUACCUUCGGUUAGCGUACGUGUUUCUGCGUUCAUCGAAUGGAUUAACCUUAAUGCCGAUUUUUGA
Molecule: messenger RNA, 804 nt
Organism: Sabethes cyaneus
Lineage: Eukaryota; Metazoa; Arthropoda; Insecta; Diptera; Culicidae
Product: trypsin-1-like
Exons: 3
Coding region: 1-804 (267 amino acids)
Biological process (GO): proteolysis
Molecular function (GO): serine-type endopeptidase activity
Source: RefSeq, a predicted model, not a curated record